UAAACUUAGGGGAGGGUGGGAGUCCUAAGUGAAGUUAACCUUUUCCAUGUUGAAUAUUCUAGAGCAAUCAAGGAGGAAAUUAAGCUGAGCGUUUGAAAACCGACAAUUGAGAACCCAGCAAGUGCAGCGAAUAUCAUCUUCGUGAUCUUGUAUCCUGGAUCGACCAUGUGGUCGAAUACGGGUGCAGCCCGUGUGCAGCGAGAGAUCAACACGGCUAUGCACAUGAGGAGCAUAGGCGGAGAGACGACGGAGCGUGGAUUUAAGCUCUGGCUGGUCGAUCAGUCCUGGUCGAACCUAUGUGUCGAGAUUCACGGACCACCGGACUCUCCGUACGAGGGUGGAGUGUUCGUUGUUAAGAUCUUGGUGCCCGAUACCUAUCCGGUCGUUCCGCCGCAGGUCGAAUUUCGGACGCGCAUCUGGCAUCCGAACAUUUCGCCGGAAUCGGGCGCCAUCAGCCUGGACAUACUCUGGAAGGGUUGGUCGCCCGACAUGUCGAUACGCACCAUCUUGAUGACCGUCAGGAACAUCAUAGCCAUCCCGGAUAUGGGGACGCCCUUCGACGACGACGUGGCCCGCCAAUACAUCCAUAAGCACGAGAUGUUUGUGCGCACGGCAAAGCACUGGACCAACCGCUAUGCCAGCGGACCCAACAUUAUUCCCGAGUUCGAUGAGAAGAUCCAAGUCCUCAAGGACCUGGGCAUGUAUGAGUGCUUGGCUCGUUCCAUACUCUCCAAAAAGGACUGGGACGUGGGCAAGGUCUCCCACAACUUCUUAACGAUUAAGUCUCAGCACGAAAAUUGAGCUUAGCUACGAACCACACAAAAUUCAGCUCUUCAGGG
Drosophila pseudoobscura is the source of this 839-nucleotide messenger RNA. RefSeq names its product ubiquitin-conjugating enzyme E2-22 kDa-like. Bases 166 to 801 code for a protein of 211 amino acids. The record is from RefSeq and is a predicted model, not a curated record. The transcript has 2 exons. Lineage: Eukaryota; Metazoa; Arthropoda; Insecta; Diptera; Drosophilidae.